AUGGAUCCUCAAAUUGGCAUGCUUUUCCGCUGCGCGCGAGCAUGUGCACGAACAUUGGCAAGUGUGAUGGCUCCUCUGUGGUCUCUCAUCCUGGUGGCUGCCUCAGCCCAAGCCAGAGAUUCAACGUAUCCUGAGAAAUCUGCUCUACACCAUCUCACGAAAACUCUAUUACAGAAAUACCACAAGGAAGUGAGACCAGUUCACAAAUGGAAUGAAGCCACUACUGUAUACCUUGAUCUAUCUGUCCAUGCAGUGUUGGAUGUGGAUGCACAGAAUCAAAAAUUAAAGACAAGCAUAUGGUACCGAGAGGUUUGGAAUGACGAGUUUUUAUCCUGGAACACUAGCAUGUUUGAUGAGAUUAGAGAGGUCUCCUUACCUCUAAGUGCCAUCUGGGCCCCAGAUAUCAUCAUUAAUGAGUUUGUGGAUAUUGAGAGAUCACCCAACUUUCCUUACGUUUAUGUGAACUCAUCUGGAACCAUUAAGAACGCUAAGCCCAUCCAAGUGGUGUCUGCAUGCAGUUUAGAGACAUAUGCUUUCCCAUUUGAUAUCCAGAAUUGCAGCCUAACCUUCAAUAGCAUUCUGCACACAGUGGAAGAUGUAAACCUGGCCUUCAUAAGGAGCAGAGAAGACAUUGAGCAUGACAAAAAGGCAUUCUUGAAUGAUAGUGAGUGGGAACUUCUUUCUGUGCCCUCCACAUACAGCAUCCUGCAGAGCAGCGCUGGAGAUUUUGCCCAGAUUCAGUUUAAUGUGGUGAUUCGCAGGCGCCCAUUGGUGUAUGUCGUGAGCCUGCUGAUUCCCAGCAUCUUCCUAAUGCUUGUGGACCUGGGAAGCUUCUACCUACCACCCAACUGCCGUGCCCGGAUUGUGUUCAAGACCAGUGUGCUGGUGGGCUAUACUGUCUUCAGGGUCAACAUGUCUGAUGAGGUGCCAAGGAGUGCAGUGAGCACCCCUCUGAUUGGGAUCUUCUUCACAGUCUGCAUGGCCUUCUUGGUCCUCAGCUUGUCCAAGUCCAUCCUGUUGAUCAAAUACCUACAUGAUGGGCGGCGCAGUGAGCCAAAGCGGCCCCUCUUGUGUCUUCGAGGGGGCAGCGAUGCUGAUGUAGUGACUAGAACGGAUCCCAGGAUUCAGCCUGUUGGGGUGACAGAGUCCCCUAAUGGUCAAGAACACCAGGUUCAUUCAGGGACCUUGAAAGAAGUCUGGUCCCAGCUGCAGUCCCUAAGCAACUACCUCCAGGUUCUGGAGCAGGUUGACCGACAAGAAAUUGAUUGGCUGACCCUCUUGUAUCGCUUCGACCAACUGCUCUUUCGAAGCUACCUCUUGGUGCUGGGACUCUACACCAUCACUCUGGGCUCCCUCUGGGCACUGUGGAGAAGCCUGUGA
This is a messenger RNA of Chrysochloris asiatica (Cape golden mole), 1380 nucleotides long. It is a transcript of the gene HTR3B, whose product is annotated as 5-hydroxytryptamine (serotonin) receptor 3B, ionotropic. NCBI's taxonomy places the organism in Eukaryota, Metazoa, Chordata, Mammalia, Afrosoricida, Chrysochloridae. The record is from RefSeq and is a predicted model, not a curated record. Gene Ontology annotation, cellular component: synapse; postsynaptic membrane; neuron projection. Gene Ontology annotation, molecular function: neurotransmitter receptor activity; extracellular ligand-gated monoatomic ion channel activity; transmembrane signaling receptor activity. The transcript has 10 exons. Bases 1 to 1380 code for a protein of 459 amino acids. Gene Ontology annotation, biological process: chemical synaptic transmission; monoatomic ion transmembrane transport; nervous system process.